Molecule: messenger RNA, 486 nt
Organism: Hyphopichia burtonii NRRL Y-1933
Lineage: Eukaryota; Fungi; Ascomycota; Pichiomycetes; Serinales; Debaryomycetaceae
Gene: NTF2
Product: Ran GTPase-binding protein
Exons: 2
Coding region: 65-439 (124 amino acids)
Biological process (GO): protein import into nucleus
Cellular component (GO): nuclear pore central transport channel
Source: RefSeq, a predicted model, not a curated record
AAAAAAAAAAAUCAAAUCGAAAACUUCAUCUAAACUUCAUCUUAACAUCAUCAUAACUUCAACCAUGUCUGUCGACUUCAAUACCGUUGCUACCGAAUUCUGUAACUUCUACUAUCAACAAUUCGAUUCUGAUAGAUCUCAAUUGGGUAACUUGUACAGAGAUCAAUCCAUGUUGACUUUUGAAACUUCUCAAUUACAAGGGGCUAAAGAUAUCGUUGAAAAAUUGGUCUCUUUACCUUUUGCUAAAGUUGCCCACAGAAUCUCUACUUUGGAUGGACAACCUGCUUCUCCAAACGGUGACAUUUUAGUAAUGGUUACUGGUGAAUUAUUAAUUGAUGAUGAACAAAAUGCCCAACGUUAUUCUCAAGUCUUCCAUUUAAUCCCUGAUGGAAACUCUUACUAUGUCUUUAAUGAUAUCUUUAGAUUAAACUACUCUUAGUUUUUUUUUCUCUAUUUCUUCUUUGCACUUGUCUUAUUCUUUUCUAG